Molecule: messenger RNA, 3918 nt
Organism: Brettanomyces bruxellensis
Lineage: Eukaryota; Fungi; Ascomycota; Pichiomycetes; Pichiales; Pichiaceae
Exons: 1
Coding region: 1-3918 (1305 amino acids)
Biological process (GO): protein phosphorylation
Cellular component (GO): cytosol
Molecular function (GO): eukaryotic translation initiation factor 2alpha kinase activity; ATP binding
Source: RefSeq, a predicted model, not a curated record
AUGUAUCCGAACGACGAGACGAAAGACGCUUUUGAUGUUGGAAUUGACGAUGAUGAGGAUCUGAUUCCGUUUGGAACAAAUGGUUGGACUGCACCGGAAAGAAUAGACCCGAAAGUUCCGUCGAGGUUCUUAAAGCCCCAGCGGAAAACAGACGUCUGGGAUAUUGGAGUUGCAUUUUUGCAGACGGUACUGGGUGCCGAUGUGAUAUACCAGUUUGGCAAUCCGUCUGAUUUUCUUGUCGACUGCGUCAACUUGGACGAUAGUCUUCGCAGCUUUUUAGAGAAUAUUUUCCAGGUGAAGCUGAGGAAGAGACCAGAUCCGUUAGAACUACUUCCGGCGAAGUUUCUUCGUCUCAAUCUGGAUGUAUCCCCUCUCGCUGGACUCCGUGACACAUCUUAUGACAAUGCUGAUGCUAAUAGGGGCAGUAUAGGCUCUUCACGCGAGCUUUCGAUGGGUGUUGUGCGAGACUCGGGAGCCAAAAGUGUCUCUGGAUUCUCGGAUAUCUCGAAUGAGCCUGUGAUCAUGAUUCCGGCUCAACGGAAACCAGUGGUACGAUAUAAACGAGACUCGUUUGGUGCUUCCAACUUUGCAUCUGAACGAAAAACAACUUCACGUUAUGCACAGGACUUUGAUGAAGUUGGCAUACUAGGAAAAGGUGGUUUUGGGGAGGUGGUGAAGGCUCGAAACAAGUUGGAUGGCCGGUUUUAUGCGAUCAAGAAGAUCCGCCACACGGAGGACAAGUUGGCCAAGAUUAUGAAUGAGGUGAUGCUUUUGGCACGCCUUAACCACCAGUAUGUGGUCCGGUACUAUGCGGCAUGGUUAGAGGACGACUAUGCGUAUGAUGCAGACAACGAGAAUGCAAUCGAGAGUUUCGAUGAGGACACCGAUGAGUACGAAAGUGUGGAUACCGAUAGUGUCGAUGAUGAGGACACAACUCCGUCUCUUGUUCCUCCCGCAAGGCCAAAUGCUAACACGAACACAAACAGUCAAAGUUUCACGGACUUCAUCUCGAGCUCGAUGAACCCGGAGUUGAAUUUUGACUUUUCCGAUACCAGUGAGGAUGAGAAUGAGGAUGAGAAUGGGAAAAGUCACAAUGAAGGUGAGGAGGAGGAUCAGAAUGAUAGCAGUACUGAGUACUCUGGCAGCUCAAGUCAGGACAUUGCUACAACUUCAGAAACAGAGGAGUCUAGUGAGGACCCGUUUACCUUUGGUUCACAAAGCGACGACUCUGCAGGAUACACUAUUGGUGCAAGGGAGAAAAGCAACAGGACCAUUAUCCAGCCAAGGCGAACAAAGAAGAGAAGUGUUCUAUUUAUCCAAAUGGAGUACUGUGAGAACCGCACGCUCUUUGAUCUCAUACAGCAGGGACUUCCGGAUGAUCCCGAUAAUUACUGGAGAAUCCUACGGCAAAUCCUCGAGGCACUAAGCCAUAUUCAUGCACAGGGAAUUAUUCACAGGGACUUGAAGCCAAUGAAUAUUUUCAUCGACCGCAGCAACAAUGUUAAGGUUGGUGACUUUGGCUUGGCCAAAAAUAUGCACAACACGGCAACUGCUGCUAAAGUCCCGGAGGCUGAUAGAUCCAAUGAGGAUUUAACUUCAAACAUAGGAACCACGCUUUAUAUUGCAACGGAGGUUUUGAAUGGAAGCGGUACAUACAACGAGAAGGUGGAUCUAUACUCGCUUGGUAUCAUCUUUUUCGAGAUGGUGUAUAAGCUCAAGACGUCAAUGGAGCGGUACAAUGCGAUCAAGAAUCUAAGGACCCCUGAAAUCGUCUUUCCAGUUGAUUUUGACUCCAAGCGCUUGGCCACUGAGAAGAAAAUCAUAAGGAUGUUGCUAAAUCACAACCAGGAGAAAAGACCAUCGGCAAAGCAGUUGCUGCAAAGUGGAUUGAUCCGUGUUCAGCAGCAGGAUGAUCUCAUGAAGGAGGCUUUGAAUGCAUUAGUGGAUCCUUCCUCGUCCUGGCAUCACCAGGCUAGAAACAUCCUCUUUUCACAGCCGUACAGUUUUGCACGUGACUUGCUUUUUGGCGAUUAUACACAGGAUACAAACUCGGAUGUGACGGAGUACUUGCUUCACAGCACGAUUGAAAAGCAGAUCUCCAAGGUGUUUGAAACGCAUGGGGCCGUGAAGUUCUACGAUAACAACUCGAUUCUUUUCCCCAAGACGCCACUUUACGACGAAAGCUACCAGGUGUACGAUGUUUUGGAUAGAGCAGGCUCUGUUUUGCAGCUUCCGUACGAUCUCACUCUUCCAAUGGCAAGAUUGCUUGGAAGGAGAAAGCUUGAAGUCCAUAAGAUGUUUCGAAUUGAGUAUGUUUAUCGCUCCAGAGCAAACGAUGAAGGCUCGGGUCCGAUCAAGUUCAGAGAGGCGGACUUUGACAUCGUGAAUCAUUCAACCGAUGCACCCGAGUACAUUCCGUUUUCGGAUGCUGAGUGCAUAAAGGCCAUAGAUGAGAUCGUGUGCAUCUUCCCGUUCAUCAGAAAGUGCAACGUGAAGAUAAUCCUCAACCACUGCAAUCUCAUGGAAACCAUACUUGAGCAUUGUGGAAUUGAAGGGGCACAAAAGCUUAUGGUGGCACGUAUUCUAUCUGAAGUGGGCUACAGCCGAACCAUGAAGGAUGCUACAUCCACAUUAAAGGAGGAGUUGAACAUACCGUCGACCGUGUUGAAUGAGUUAGUCCAGUUUCAGUUCUGCUCACCACUUGACGUAGUGCGUGCGAAAAUACACAAGCUCAUGCUGGACAGCCCGUUGCUAAGCAGAAUUGACAGCGCCUUAAACUAUAUUGCGAGGGUUGUGAGGUACUUGAAGCUUUUCCAGAUCGAUCUAGCGAUUGAGGUUUGUCCAUUCAGCGGAUAUAAUGCGUCGUUUUAUCGCGGUGGAUUAAUGUUCACGGCAAUCUACGAGGAUAAGGCAAGAUCAAUACUUUGUGCCGGUGGAAGAUACACGCAUUUGAUUGGCUCAUUGGCCCGCAACAAGUCUCCACGCACGUUACCAACUGCUGUAGGAAUGCGUUUGGCUUGGGACUUCUUUUACAAUUCGAUGAAGAAGUACAUCAGUGCCAUAAGGCACCACAGAGGAAAGAAGAAGAAGCACUUGGACAAACAGCUGAGGCUCGCAUGGAACCCACGUGAGUGUAAGAUUCUUAUUGGAACGUUUUCUGUUGCUGCCUUGAAAGAGGUCAUACCUUACCUGUUGAACUACAUGUGGUCUUAUGGCAUUAGUGCCGAUGUCACCAAGAACUGCCUUACCACUGACGAUAUGAUGGCAGAGGCUGUGAAAUGCAACGUGAAGUAUUUGCUAAUCGUGAAGGCCCAAACAACGCUGCAGUUGUUGCUCAGACAAGGUCGCAGUGGCUCAUCCAAGUAUAAGCCACUCAGAUUGAAGAACUUGGAUGCUUCUCGGGAUUUCGAUGUUGAUUUGAAAGGUUUGAUGAAGAUAAUUAAAAGUGAAACUACCGGACUUGCCGACACUGAGGCCUCGAAUGAGUCGGAUGAGCAGAUUCCUGACGGUACUGAGCAUAAGGACAGCUCCGAAAAUAUCAGAAACCCUAACCAGAAAGUGAUCGUGGUGGCCAAUCAUGCUACAAAUGCCAAUAAAAAGAGCAACCGUAAAGAGAAAUGGGUCAUUGUUGAAGAUGCUCUAAAGGCAACCGGUGGCCUGCUUUCGAUCCUUGGAGAUGCCCCUAUAUUUACCAUAGAGGCGAGGGAAGAAGUGUUAGAUAUGAUCUCGAUAACUUCGCUAGACCAACCUGAAGAAUGGAAAAGAAGAGUUGGAGGUGUUUCCAGUGCUACUCCUCGAUCUUUUGUCAGCAACAUCUACAAUGCUUUGGCCAAAGAGGCAGCCAGGGGAACCAAGUGGGGGAUUGUUUACGGUGGGCCCAAGACUCAGAAGGUCUGUAUAGUUGAUCUACAGAGGUAG